UGUUUUUUUUUUGUUCAUCAGCAGCAUCCUCAUCUACCGAGUAAUUUUCUUUUUUCGCGAAAUCCUUCCACCAGUUCCUACUCCGUGUACCGAGUGAUUCCCACAUUCACCGUUUCCACUGGAUACGAUGCUUGUGCUACGUUGCGUGGGCGAUUUAUUUAGCUGUUCCCAUCUCAAUAGUACUUUCCGAUUGCAAACAGUUGGAUGUUCAGCGGUGAAACUGAUUCAGAAAGUUCACAACCAGCAGUAAAAGCGAACGUAGAAUUUUCGCAUCGUUGUGUGGAGUGAGAAAAAGCAGCGAAAAGUCGUAGUUUAGCUCACGUCGUGUGGUCGGAAAAUUCCUCGCACACGCUUGCAAAGCUGGGUUCGUGAUGAAAAAAGACAUUAUUUCAUAACAUUAGCAGCGAAAAAAACAGUAAUUGAGUGCUUGGGUACUGAAUUUGAAUUCAUUCGGGAGAGCUAGUAAUUCCAUUGCGGUUGUACAAUGGAAACAAUGACGGAAUUUUCACCUGUUCAGCAGGAUUUGGAUCGAGGGUUUAGCAGAGGAUCUUUGGUGCAUCGAGUUUAUUUUGCUUGCAAGGAUGGAUUCGCUAGGCUAGUCCUAGCCACUCUAAUGCGUAUCAAAUGCGAAAACGAUCGGAAAGCCAUUGUGGAGCAGGAAAUCCAAGAAGAUGACGGACAGAUCUUUACCCCCCUGAUCGUUGCCGCCAUGAAUGGUCACUACGAUGUGGUUCACGUUCUCCUUACACAGCUACAGCCCGAUUUGGAGAGGGAAGGUUGCGUUAAAUUCGAUGGGCACCUGAUUGAGGGUGCCACGCCACUGUGGGUAGCAGCCGGUUCCGGUCACAUGAACAUCGUCAAACUGCUGGUGGAACACGGAGCGGACGUUAAUCAUCACACCAGUAAACUAUCCACUCCGGUUCGGGCAGCCUGCUUCGAUGGGCGUUUGGAUAUUAUCCGCUAUCUGGUGGAUCACAAUGCCAAUAUUAACUUUGCCAAUGCUUACAACAAUACCUGCCUGAUGAUCGCUUCCUACAAAGGACAUGCGGUGGUGGUAGAAUAUCUUCUCGAAAAUGGUGCCCUAACGAAUGAACAGGCGAACUGUGGAGCGACGGCAUUGCACUAUGCAGCCGAGUGUGGCCACGUUGAUGUUUGCGACAUUCUGCUAGACUGGGAUGCUGUGUUGAAACGGAACGAGUACGGUAUGACGCCUGUGAUAUGUGCUGCAGAGAGAGCCAGAGAACCCGUAGUGGAAUUGUUCGUGAACAAACCGAAUCUUUUAUCGCGGGCUGAAAAGGUUGAGGCCUUAGAAUUGAUUGGUGCUUCUUUUGCUAAUGACAAAGACAAUUACAGUUUGGUUAAGGCUUUCCACUACCUCACUGUGGCAAUGGAAAUGAGAUUUGAAGAACGCGACGAUAUCCUUCGUAAACCCACUCAGCAACCCGUCCCAGCUUAUGAGCACUGGAUUGAAUGCCAAACGAUGCAAGAUCUGCGGGCAAUCCGAUACAAUCACAACUCAUUGCACAUGGAAUCUCUUGCCAUUCGGGAGCGCAUUCUUGGCCGCCACUGCCCGGAAGUAGCUCACUCGAUAGUGUUUCGUGGUGCGGUUUGUGCGGACGAUGGCCGAUUCGAUAGAUGUGAAAGCCUUUGGUUGCAUGCUAUGCAUCUAAGGCAGCACAAUGCUUUCUCCAUUCAGCGCGAUUUGCUCCGGUUUGCUCAACUUUUCUCGCAGAUGCUCUCUAUCAAUGUUGACUUAAGGUUUCCCAACGUGGUUGACGUACUGGCGGCUUGCGUUGAGGAACUCGCCACGAACCAGUUGAAACUAGCCAAUCCCGGCCCGAAAGAUGUGGUUGAGGUUAUCUCGGAGGAGUACGAGCUAAAUAUCGUGACGGUGUUAUAUUUGAUCACUAUCAUUACCAAAUUAAUGAAAAUGAAAAACAUUGAAAUUAUGGAGGACAACAUAAAGGACGUAUAUCGGUUGGUUUAUAAACUUAACCGGAUGUCGGUGCGACUGAGAGACGAUCAAACGUUGCUGCACCUAUCAGUGAAUGGAGUCACGCCGGUCGAUGAUUUCCACACGGAUGAUAUUUGCCGAUUUCCGUGUGUAGACACCGCCAGGUUGCUGUUGCGUUGCGGUGCCCCUGUGACUGAUGUUGAUGUCGAUCAAAAUACCCCACUGCACACACUGUGUUCAACGCUUCAAACUGCUAUCAAUCGGAUGAACGAUAGUGAUGUACUAAAAAUAGUUAAGGAAUUAACCGAACUCUUCAUAGAAGCCGGCAUACACAUGGAUGCGGUUAACAACGAUGGUCUUAAAGCAUCGCAAGUUUCUACUUUAAAACCUGUGAGGACGCUCAUCGAGGGCUACGAAGCACGUUUACUCAACCUACGGUGUCUAGCUGCACGCUGUUUAGCACUGCACCGGGUGCCCUACAAGAAUGUUCUUCCUCAAACGCUGGAAAAAUUUAUGCAGCUGCACUGCUCGAAAAAAUUAUAACGGUGCUGACUAUAUACUCAACCAUCCUUAUAGCAAAUGAAGGAUUUAUGGUACAUCUGUGACGUGUAUUUUAAUUAAAGACUCUUGAUCUGUAUCUUGAAACCUGCCUUGGUAAAUGGGUCCGGCAGUUGCUGUAAAAGUCUUCCAACGUAAGCAAUCAUUGUGUUAGCAGUAAAGCCGAAGGGAUGACAGUGAUAUUAUUUUUGCUUAAAAAUUGUGCUGGCGUGGAAUAUUUUCUGAGCUAAAACAGUAAAACUGGAUACAACAGUGAUAAAAUGUUUUUUGUAAAUUUUGCUGACUGUUCAAUUCUUGUACUAAAACAGUGGCAGGCAUGUUUUUUUUUGCAAAUUUUGCUGGCGUUAAACAUUUAUAGAACCUUAGAAAAUAUAUCAAUUGAUCUGUC
This is a messenger RNA of Malaya genurostris, 2900 nucleotides long. RefSeq names its product protein fem-1 homolog B (gene Fem-1). Gene Ontology annotation, molecular function: protein binding. The record is from RefSeq and is a predicted model, not a curated record. NCBI's taxonomy places the organism in Eukaryota, Metazoa, Arthropoda, Insecta, Diptera, Culicidae. The coding region runs from base 485 to 2497 and encodes 670 amino acids. The transcript is spliced from 6 exons.